Messenger RNA from Malania oleifera, 993 nucleotides. RefSeq names its product cysteine-rich repeat secretory protein 38-like. The transcript has a single exon. Lineage: Eukaryota; Viridiplantae; Streptophyta; Magnoliopsida; Santalales; Ximeniaceae. Bases 37 to 774 code for a protein of 245 amino acids. The record is from RefSeq and is a predicted model, not a curated record.
CCAGCAGCACCCUCUUCUCCUUCGCACUUCCAAAACAUGUCUUCCUCAACUUCUUCCCCUUUUCUCUAUCUUCUCUCUUUUGCUCUCCUUCUCCAUGUCCAAACCAUCCUAGGAGUCGACCCACUGUACCACAUCUGUUCAAGCUCAGGAAAACAAUUCACCCCAAAUUUCGAAAACAACUUGAACAAUGUCAUAAACACUCUCUCCCGUGAUGCCCCACAAACGGGCUUCAGCAGGAGCUCGGCAGGAGCCAAAGACGAUGACAGCGCCUAUGGCCUUGCCCUCUGCCGCGGGGACACCUCCUCUGCCAACUGCAAAAGCUGCAUCACCGAGGCAAGGGAAGAGAUCAAGAACCGCUGCAAGAACAACAAAGGCGCAAUCAUAUGGUACGAUUACUGUCUUCUGAAGUACUCAGAUGAGAACUUCUUUGGGAAGAUCGAUGAGACGAACAAGUUCUACCUGUAUAACGUGUACACCCUCACUAAUUCAACUUUGUUCGUCGCCAAGACUAAUGAGUUUCUAAGUGGUCUUUCCCAGAAGGCUGUUCAAUCCGAAAAACUGUAUUACGCCAACGAAGAAAAGCUGUGUAAUGAAUUUCUGACGCUUUAUGGGUUGGUUCAGUGCACAAGGGACCUUUCCAGUGAGGACUGUCUGAAGUGUUUGGAUGAUGCAAUACGCGAUCUUCCGAUCUAUAGCGCCGGGAAGCAAGGAGGGAGGACUAUUUAUGGGAGCUGCAACGUAAGAUAUGAGAUUUAUCCCUUUGUCAAGGAUUAAGUUAUUUUCCUAAGUAUAGGAAUAUUAUCAUACCUCAAUAGAUGGAUGAAUAAAGGUGUUAGUUUUGGAGGGUUUUGGGUUCUCUGUUGUAUUGAAAGGUACAAGUGUGUUCUCGUUUUAAGGGUUAUGUGAUAAUAAUGCAUAAUUUACCUUUCAAAAAAAUAAUGCUUAAUUUCCAGAUGGUUUUACCAUUUGGGACUUGGGAUUUUUAUUAGACAA